This is a messenger RNA of Xiphophorus maculatus (southern platyfish), 6638 nucleotides long. Its product is annotated as stromal interaction molecule 2-like. The transcript has 12 exons. Lineage: Eukaryota; Metazoa; Chordata; Actinopteri; Cyprinodontiformes; Poeciliidae. Gene Ontology annotation, molecular function: protein binding; calcium channel regulator activity; calcium ion binding. Gene Ontology annotation, biological process: intracellular calcium ion homeostasis; store-operated calcium entry; activation of store-operated calcium channel activity. Gene Ontology annotation, cellular component: plasma membrane; endoplasmic reticulum. The record is from RefSeq and is a predicted model, not a curated record. Bases 682 to 3861 code for a protein of 1059 amino acids.
UACUGUAGCUGGCAUAAUGAUCAGUACCAACCUUUUGCCCCAUGUAUAUGGGAUGUGAAUUGGGACAUUUACUGAAGAGUUUUCUGUUGCUGGUAGGGGGAGGAGAGAAGCUGACAAUUUUCUGGAAGAACGUCACGGCUGGGACGUCCACUGUUCAAUUGGACCCCAGGAGUUAUAAAACACUGAAACCCAAUACAGGAAUCCAAGAGAAGACCUUUGCACUUAUACUUACAACACUGCAUUCCAACUUAGAUUUUCACUUUAAAUGACGACCUUCACUUAAUCCUGGAUUUUAUUUGAUGGAUCAUUUUUGGAAACACAUUUUCUGAUUUGUGUUGCACAGGAUUUGGACGACCUCAACAGAAAUCCAACAGAAUAUUUUUAGAAUCGGCAGAGAUUUAUUGCGCACAGCCUUUUUAAAAUUAAUUUAUUUAUUCUUACCUCGUAUAUUAUUGUUGUGCAAAGUACGCCACAGUCUAUUUUGGAUAAGUAUUAUCUAGCUUGGAUGAUUUCUCAAGUGAGCAUAAGUAUCACAUCUCUGUUCUGUCUCUGCACCCGUAAUAGAAACACGGAUCGCUUUCGCAGACUGACACUGCUGCCUGCGGAACGCUCGUCGCUAGUGUGUUAUCUCCCCAUCUUUUUUCAGAAGUUUCUAAACUUUCGACGAUAGAAGCGCCUGAAAUGCUCGCCAUCUCCAUUGUAUUUCUCAUUUUUCCCGCUGCGCUCUUUGUUGCCGCGCAAAGCGUUGGGGAUCUCCAGGACCUCACCUCUCCCGGAGGCAGCGCCGGCUUUGACCCGCCAGACCCAUGUAUGACUAUAUAUCCACCGUGUCUGAGUGAAUCUGAUCGCUACAGCCUGGAGGCCCUGCGGAGCAUCCACCAGAUAAUGGAUGAUGACCAAGAUGGUGGGAUUGAGGUGGAGGAGAGCAUGGAGUUCAUUAUGGAAGACAUGAAGCAGCAGCAGACUCACAAACACAGCAAGUUGCACAGAGAAGACCAGCACAUCACAGUGGAGGAGCUGUGGAGGGGAUGGAAGUCAUCUGAAGUGCACAACUGGACACUAGAUGAUGUUCUACGCUGGCUGAAAGACUUUGUCGAGCUUCCGCAGUAUGAGAGGAAUUUUAAGGACUUCAGGGUCAAUGGAAACACCCUACCCAGGAUUGCAGCAAAUGAGCCAUCCUUCCUGAGUUCCCAGUUGAAAGUGCUGGACCAGAGAGACAAACAGAAGCUCAACAUCAAAGCUCUGGAUGUGGUGUUGUUUGGACCACCUACACGCCCCCCUCAUAACUACAUGAAGGACCUGCUGCUCAUUGUGUCUGUGGUGAUGGGAGUUGGAGGCUGCUGGUUUGCCCAAGCCCAAAACAAAGCCAGCAAGGUUCACGUUGCCAAAAUGAUGAAAGAUUUAGAAAGUCUGCAGAGGGCAGAGCAGAGCCUCAUGGACCUACAGGAGCAGCUGGAGCAGGCUCAGGAAGAAAAACGAAAUGUGGCAGUGGAAAAACAAUUUCUGGAAGAGAAGAUGAGAGAUGAGAUUAUUGGAGCUCAGGAGGAAGCUCACCGUCUGCAUGAGCUGAGAAAGGGAGCCGUCAGCGAACUCAGCCGCCUGCGGUACGCAGAGGAAGAACUGGAACAGGUCCGUGGAGCGCUGAAGCAGGCGGAGAAGGAGAUGAUAGCCAGCUGGACAGUCUCAGGCGCCCUUCAGCAGUGGCUCCAGCUUACACAUGAGGUGGAGGUUCAGUACUACAAUGUCAAAAAACACAGCGCAGAACUGCAACUUGCCACUGCCAAGGAAGAGGCAGAGAGGAUCAAGAAGAAGAGAAGUUCUGUUCUGGGAACGCUUCACGUGGCCCACAGCUCCUCCCUAGACCAAGUUGAUCAUAAGAUCAUGGAAGCAAAGCAUGCGUUGUCCGAAGUAACAGCUUGUCUGCGAGAACGUCUUCACCGCUGGCAGCAGAUUGAAUUCCUCUGUGGUUUUCCCAUUAUGAGGAAUCCUGGACUAGCUAACCUCUCCGCUCAACUCUACUCAGACACCACAACCGCCUUGGGGUUCCCCCGAGUAGCCCAGUCUUCCUGUUCAUAUCACAGUUCUGUUCACGGCUCAGUAGAAGAUCUUGUAGAUGAACAAGCUGCACCUAUAAUACCACAGAUGUCUGUUCCCAUUCCGCCUCUUAAGCGCUCUCCUCAUCUUCGGAGAUCCACCACCUCAAGGGCACGUCGUCCUGGAGUCCUCCCUCAGCCACAACCUGCCACCAUCUCCCAAGACCCCGACCUUCUGAUCCCCAUUAGAGCUCCUUACUCUUGCUAUGACGAAGGUGAAGAACUCCUCCGAAAAUCUCUUAAAAAACAAGAUUCCCAAGAGAAAUUCUUGGACUCUGAGUUUAUAAUGUCACCUACCCUCAGCAAAAUGUUUCCUAGUCCUAUCCUGGACACUUCAUCUAGAAGGUUGUAUCACGAUGAGGCUGAGCUCCUUGCAGACAGUCCAGUUACAAAGCCUUUGAGUGGACAAGUAGAAUUUCCUGCUGAUCCUCCAGUUCACAACGUGUCUGAGGAAGAGUAUGAAAUUCCUGUAGAUUUAGGUGUUUCUUGCAAGAAAUUGUUAAAAGAAAAAAUCUUGGAUCCUUCUUUGGAAACCAUUUCUUUUAAGAGUUCAAAUGAAGAAUCUUGUGGAAAUGCUGCACUAAAGAAGAUAUCUAGACGUAGAAGUGAAGUCUCUAUGGAUGAUUCAUUAAGAAAGGGAAUUUCUCAUAAUUUAGACAUGGAGGUCUCACCCAUAAAAACAGAGAAACAGACCACUGAGGAUUUAAUGGACGUUCCCUCAAGGAAUUUUUACAUAGACAGAUACGACGUAGACCCAUUGGAGAUGAAAAAGAUUUUUCGACCGGAAUUGGAAUCAUUAGCAGAAACACAGAGGAUAAUAUCAAGGGAUAUUCUGGAGACUUCAAUAAAUGUGGCCUCAAGAAAGAAAGGGAGAGAUGAUGCUGAACAUUUGAAUGAAUCGAGAAGAGUUAUGAGGAAUUCAAUGGGAAUGUCCCAAGAGACAGCUUCUAGGAAGCUUCCGCUGAAUACGGGAGACUUUCAGCUCGAAUCCUCUCUGAUGGCUGUACCAAAGGAUAAAAUAGAUGAGACUGCUGUAAUACCACAAAGAAAGAUAUCUAGAGAAGAGCUGGAAUAUUGUUCAGAUCCUGCCUCUGUCAGGAUGCCUUUCAGAGAACCAAUGGAUGCUUUUAGGGAUGCUCCAAUCUUUAAAGAUACACCAGAGUUUGGUCUGGAGUCAGCACAAAGCAGACGGACACUGAGACAUGAAGUUGAGAUGUCUGCUGGUUCCCUUAGAAGGAGAAUUCCUGGACUUUCAAGAAGCAACACCAGUUCAACAGAUAGUUUCUCUGAGAAUAUCUCGUGGGAUAGAGUGAAUGCUUCAGUUGACAUGUCUAAGCAUCUAACACUGAGGGACGAUGUUGGAGGAUUUGAAUCAAGUUCUUUGCCAUGUCGUAUUGGACAGCCAGAUCUUAUGCUAACAUCCCAAGUGCCAUGGCAGUCGUCCUCAGACCUCUGUACUGCUGGGCAUCUGAGCCAACUCGUGUAUGAUGGAAUCCUUGAAAAAUCAUGCAGCUCUAUGUCCUCAGUGCAUACUCCUCUAUCAGCUUCUACACCAAGCCUUCCUCAGAGCAGACUGCUGGCAGAGCUGGAGUCACCACUGCCACCUCCACAGGCUGUUUGCCCAACAAUUGCAUCACCCUCUGUGAGUGGAGAUGAGAAGAACAAAGAGAAGGAUAAAAGUAAGAAAACUUUAAAGCUCAAAAACCUUUUUAAAAAGAAAAAUGAGUCUACUCCAGAAAAGUCUCACAGUGGUCUUCAGAAGCUCUGACAGCUCACAAGUGUUUCCCCUCUUCUGAGUUGCAUUGAUUGAGAAAUUCUAGCUUCAGGACAUGUUUGAGUUGGCUGACUGGCCAAGUGAGGUUACAUAAUCCUGGAAAACAGGAUUUAGCUGCUGCUGGUGCUUAGUGGCAUUGGAUGAACAAUGAUUGGCUCGGCUCAGGGACUACAUAAUGAGCUGCCGAGGAGCAAACCAAUGAAUUUUAUGUAAAGCAUCAGUACUGACCUCAAAUCCAGCAAAGUGUUUAAAGCACAACCUCUGAUGGAGAUCAGGGUCAACAGGAAGCCAGGAAUCCUGAGUGGUAACCUGUAUUUAAUGCUCAGAAUGCCAUUAAAAACACAAAACUGUUAAUAAGAAAUCAUCCAGUUCUGUGUUGAUUAAAAAAACCCUAAGACUUGGUCUGAGCCCAGAAACUAUACAGUUUAGAUAUGUUCCUCUAUAGCAACACAGAGGAAAUUGAAAGAACACAGCUUCACCCUGAAAUGACAAAUUCCUUUAUGUGAUAAUGUCAGUGCUCAGGAAUUCACUGUUUAUGAGGAUGUGUUGUUUAUAUAUGCACAUAUGAUGAAACAGGAAGCUGUUUCAGAAAACAUCUAAACAGAAAAUUAAGGCAACACAACCAUGUGUCUAUUUUAUGUUGAUUAUAAACAGAGUAUUUAAGAUUAUAAUUUUCUGUGUGAAUUAUUUUAUAUUUGAAACCAAUUUUACUUGCUUAAGAAGUCUUACAGGCACAUGGCUAAUCGAAGUGUCUUAGAUGUGUGAUUUUUUUUAUGCUUUGCCUAAGGCUAAAGGACUAAAUAAUGUUGAUAAUAUUGCUGUUUCUCUGUGUAACAGAGUAAAUGCUUGAAUUUAUAAUGAACGUCAAAUUAAGACAUUUAUUGGAGUGAAUAGAGAUUGCAAUCAUGCAUUUUAUAUUUAGGGUUUUUUUUGUUGUUUUGGUUUCCAGUUUGAUUUUAAUCAAACUGUUAUCAUCCAAGUCUAUCUGGAAGUUUGGAUUUUUAGGAAAAAGUUAGGACAUCAUAUCCUCCUUUUCUUUGUCUUACCCCCAAGUUCUAAGUUGGAAACAUCAACUGACUUCUGACUUGAAAAACCACAUGUUUCUCACCUACCUGAAAAAAAUCAAAUAUGGCCACUUCAUAAAAAGAGAAAUAAAGAUGCUUUUUUGUUAUUCUGAUUGUCAUGUUAAUAAAACACAACAAUUAGCAAAUUUAACUGGUUUUCUGACUAAACAAGUUCAUUUCUGGGAUGAGAAUCCCAAAUGAGACUUUUAACUACUGAUAUAAUCUUAGGCUAGAAAUCUCACAGCUCUAUUUAAGCAACUGACCCUUCUGUCAAAUCCUAGGCACAUAAACUAAGCCUUAAGUACUAAUGUUCACAUACUGCAAAUCUCUUGUUGAUCUGUUGUGUGGCACCUGUCUUUUCCACUAGAGGGCAGUGAUGUUUCAGAGAAAAUAUAACCCAGGAAAUGUAUGAGAACUGUUUUGUUUUAUGCUAGUCAUCCAUGUAAUUACAACGGGAAAAACAAAUGUGAUUGAAUUUAUGCACAAAGAGUAACAAUGCAUCCCAAUUAAUCUCAACUUUUCUUUUUUUUUUACUUUGAACAAAGUCUUAACUAAAUGAAUGUAAAAGGAUAUAUAUGAAUCCUGAGGGUAUGAAUCUGCUGACCUAGUGCUUCUACAAAACUUCUCAUGCAUGUAUUUUCAUCUUUUAAUCACAAUUACCUACAAAUCAACCUGUUCAACAACUUAUGGCAAGCAUAAAAUGCAGUAUACACUCUAAAAAAUUAAAAACAGUAAAUAAUAUCAAGAUCUAGGAUGUGGCUUGAACCAGGACUUUCCAUUUCCUAUUUCUGUGCCUUUGGUAAAUUUAUUGUCACAUUGUAGGGAUCAGUUCUGCUACAGAAAUGAUAUAUGUAUAUAUAGUUUUUUUUUAAAUUUGCAUUUUUGCAUUUGCAUUUUUAUCCAGCACCAUCAUUUAAUAAAUGACAUAUUUUACGGUGGACUCUGAUGAUGAACUGACCAGUUCCUACUGCGACAGAUCUAGCCUAAAACAUGACACUUACACCGCUAUGCUUCACACAUAGUAAAAGAUUCUUUUACUGAUAUGCUUUAUUUUCCUAAUAAGUCCUUAGUUCUGACUUUGAAAUAUCUAAGUUUUAGAUUCAUAUGUCAAAAAGCAUUAUUCCAAAAGUCCUGGUCUUUGGCUGUUUUCAGUCUACUUUAUGAACACCUCAGACAGCGGUUUGGAUCUCACUUCAACAGUCAGGAGCGGACCAAACUAAAUGUCUGUGGUUUAAAACCGCCUUCAAAAUGCUAAGUAACAGUUCUCUCUUCAUGUGCCACUGUUGUAAUGAGCUUCUGGGACUUUAGCAGCUUUUUCCUCUCCAGAUAUUGCAUUUUUAAUAAAGAUUUAACAGGAAACAUUAAAAGUCCUGUUUUUCUGGUUGAUCUAUAUUACUUGAAUUUCUUAGUAUUGUUAAAUUGAUAUUACAUGUCCAUAUACUGAAAUAUGUCAUAAACACACACAAGCUUCCAUAUGGUGUCCUAAUUUUUUCACAUGCCUAAUGUUGCAUGGAUUUGUCUUCCCAAUUUACCUAAUGGUGGAACAUGGGAAGUCAGCCUUUAUUUCUCUUGUGUUUUCUUUUAUCUAGAAUUCUUGGUUGCAAUUUUUGAUUGAUUUCUCUGAUCAUUUGAAAAAUAUAAUUUGCAAUCUGUUGUUUUAUUUCAUCAAUGUUCUCUAGACAUGACAGAUUAAACAAUUCCUUUGCA